GGGGGGGGGGGGGGGGGGGGGGGGGGGGGGGGGGGGGGGGGCGGGCGUCGCGUCGCGUCGCCCGCUUCCCUCUAGGACCGCGCCGCCGGCGGGGAGGAAGGGGCGCGUCUCCCCGGAGCCUUCUUCGCCCCGCGCCCUCUCUUCCCAGGCCCGGUGCCAGAGGGGGUGGGGGUGGGCGCCCCGCGGGUCCCCUCAGGCUCGGCGGUGCCCGGGGCGGGUGUUGGUGUCUUCAGAGUCAUUUAGGCUUUUAGUUCUGAGGAAGUAGAGACACAAAGAUUGAGUCUAUUUUACGUAGAAAGCUACAGCUCUUCACCAGCACUCUUUUUACUCCUUCCUAUCCCUGCUAUAGGGGAGGACAAUUUGGGAAUUAUUUUAACAGUCGUUUACUCCCCUUCCCCCCUCAGAAAUCUACCCUGGUCCCCGAGGCAUCCACUAGACAUUGCCUGUUAUAGGACCAGGAGAACGUUCUCAUUAUCAUCAUCAUCCCUUGCUUGCUUUGGGAGCUUCAGUAGUACCCUUCCCUCCUUUGGAGUGUAGUGCAGAGAGGCAUCCAGAAGACUUCCUUGCCACCCUUUUUGGUUAGUAGAGGAUCCAGGAAAAGGGGUACCUAUCAAGACACGUGACCUCCUUAAGGGAGCCAGAACUGAAGCAGCACUCAGCACGCUGAAGGAAACACCCAUCUUUAGUGUCUUUUUCGUCUUCCACUCCUUCCUCACCAAAUUUCUGCAGUUUCAUUGAAAAGAAACCUUGAAGGGUUGCAACACAAGUCCAAGAUGUGCAGUUCAGUUGCUCCCAGGCUGUGGUUCUUAACAGACCGUCGCAUCAGAGAAGAUUACCCUCAGCAGGAGAUCCUGAGAGCACUGAAGGCCAAAUGCUGUGAAGAGGAGCUGGAUUUCCGGGCCUUGGUGAUGGAUGAAGUGGUGCUGACCAUUGAGGAUGGAAAUCUUGGUCUCCGGGUGAAAGGGGAGCUCAUUACUGCUUACCCACAAGUGGUGGUCGUGCGUGUGCCAACACCUUGGGUCCAGAGUGACAGUGAUAUCACAGUCCUUCGCCACCUAGAGAAGAUGGGCUGUCGAUUGAUGAAUCGUCCCCAAGCCAUCCUCAACUGUGUCAACAAGUUCUGGACAUUUCAAGAACUUGCUGGUCAUGGUGUGCCUCUUCCAGACACUUUUUCAUAUGGUGGUCAUGAGAAUUUUUCCAAAAUGAUUGAUGAGGCGGAAGUGCUGGAGUUCCCUAUGGUGGUGAAGAACACGCGGGGUCAUCGAGGUAAAGCUGUGUUCCUGGCACGAGACAAGCACCAUUUGGCAGACCUAAGCCAUUUGAUCCGUCACGAUGCCCCUUACUUAUUUCAAAAAUAUGUUAAAGAGUCCCACGGCAAGGACGUACGUGUCAUCGUAGUAGGAGGCCGUGUGGUGGGCACCAUGCUCCGCUGCUCAACAGAUGGGAGGAUGCAGAGUAACUGCUCACUUGGUGGUGUAGGAAUGAUGUGCUCACUGAGUGAACAAGGCAAGCAGUUGGCAGUCCAAGUGUCAAACAUCCUGGGGAUGGACGUGUGCGGCAUUGACCUGCUGAUGAAGGACGACGGUUCAUUCUACGUCUGCGAGGCCAAUGCAAAUGUAGGUUUCAUUGCCUUUGACAAGGCUUGUAAUUUAGAUGUAGCUGGUAUCAUAGCAGACUAUGCCGCUUCUCUGCUCACCCCCGGCCGCUUGACGCGGCGCAUGUCCUUGCUCUCCGUGGUGUCCACGGCAAGCGAGACUAGCGAGCCAGAGCUGGGCCCUCCAGCUAGUGCCGCUGUCGACAAUAUGAGUGCUAGCUCCAGCUCUGUCGACAGCGACCCUGAGACCACGGAGAGAGAGUUGCUCACCAAGCUCCCGGGGGCUCUUUUCAACAUGAACCAGCUAUUAGCCAAUGAGAUUAAACUCCUGGUGGAGUGAUGCCACGUGUAAAUAGAUGACCAACAGAACUCUCUCUUGUAAAUUUUUUUUUUUAAGCCAACUUGCAAUGCUGUUUAUCCGAGACGCUCAGAGGAAAUGAGGAAAGGGGGUGGGUGUGUCAGUCAAGAGAGCAAGAGUAAAAGCCACACGUCCUGUGAUUGCUGUCCCUGCUUUUUUGCAGAACAUUAAAUUGUCUUCAUUCUUCAGCAUCAGCUUUACAAUAAAGAUGUUCAGUUCAUAACCAGGCGGCAGUUUUAUUUGGAUGCUGCUUUGGUCCCCAGAUAUAUUACAGUUCAUGUGUCUUCACAGGCAGGCAUUGAAGCAUGAUUCACACUUCAAGAUUUCAGAAAGUUGUCUGGCAGCUCUCUAGAAAACUUCUGUGAAUUACUGCACCAGUUAAGUCUCUUCUACCUCUGUAAGGCUUGAUCCUGUAAAUUGCUGAGUGCCUCAAAUUCUUUAUGUGAGUUGAAGGUGUUAAAUACCAAGUAUUUCAAAAUUCCUGGACACUUACUGUUCCUACUCUUUUAGGUGGGAGCUGUAAGUUCAGGAUCCUUUUAAAGUCAUCACUUUCUGGCCUUGCAGGAUACGGCCUUUCAAAUGGUGAGGCUGAGAGAAGUGUCAGUUGACUUAACAAGAACUUCCUGUAAAAAUCUGUAACUUGUACCAUCUUGGUAUUAAGUGGCAGCUUUGUGUCUAAAUUUCUUUAUAAAGCUUUUGAAGGAG
Molecule: messenger RNA, 2657 nt
Organism: Empidonax traillii (willow flycatcher)
Lineage: Eukaryota; Metazoa; Chordata; Aves; Passeriformes; Tyrannidae
Gene: RIMKLB
Product: ribosomal modification protein rimK like family member B
Exons: 7
Coding region: 774-1934 (386 amino acids)
Biological process (GO): protein modification process
Cellular component (GO): cytoplasm
Molecular function (GO): ligase activity, forming carbon-nitrogen bonds; ATP binding; metal ion binding
Source: RefSeq, a predicted model, not a curated record